AUGCUCACACGUCCAGUCAGUGUUGUUGGUGGCUUGAGCGACAGUGGAGAGCAACGACGAGCGGAGCAGGCAUUGGCCUGCUCUCGCCAUGCAGGUUCCACACGAGCAGUUCCACAUGGCAUGGCAUGCAACACGUGGGAUGGCAGUAAGCCGGGAUCGCGAGUACGAGUACGGACGACUACGCAGUCCAGAAGCGAUCGUCAGGAGCAGCGCAGAACGAGAUCGAGAUGUGACCAACACUGUCUGGCUGCAGGCUGGCUGCAGAUGUCUACGAGUGUCCUGGUCGAUGGCUGCUGA
Rasamsonia emersonii CBS 393.64 is the source of this 297-nucleotide messenger RNA. RefSeq lists its product as uncharacterized. The transcript has a single exon. NCBI's taxonomy places the organism in Eukaryota, Fungi, Ascomycota, Eurotiomycetes, Eurotiales, Trichocomaceae. The record is from RefSeq and is a predicted model, not a curated record. Bases 1 to 297 code for a protein of 98 amino acids.